CCGGGGCAGCACAAAAAAACGCUCCGGCCGUGCCCUCCGUCAGUACGGAUUUCGACUCGUCCCGGGCAAGUACCGAAAAUCAAAGUGUCCUCCGUGGGGCCCCGUUUGUUCGUGCGUUCGGUCGGUCCGGUUCGUUUUUGGGUGUGUGUGUGUGUGUCCUCACGGCGCGCGCGGCGAGGAACCACCGGGUCAAUUGGCGAGCAGGGAGGGGGACCGGACUCUCCGAGGAAUUCCGGAUUGAAGGGAAAAGUGGAAGGUUGGACCACUUGGGUUGGGUUUGUGAAAUCGUUAAGUGUUGCGGAUUUUGGGGAACCUCCCCGGAUAUUGAUGACCAAAGUGGCGGAGAGGAAGACAUGAAAAGGGCAACUCCUUCCGAAAAGUGCGGGCGCGAAUCUCCUGGAAGCAACGGCGAAAGGAUGACAGUCGUGCCGUGAAUUGGUAAUCCGGAAGAUUCUGGGAUAUUAAAAGAAGGAUCCGGUCACGCCUGAUUUGAUCAUGACGAUUAUCUGGGCUUGGUUCCGGGAAGAAGAUGUCAAGUUUAGGCCGCUUAAGUCAAAAUAAAUAAAUACCUUAACAAAAAAAAAAAGAAACAUAGCAGACUCGGGAGGAAAUUAGUUUUUUCUUCGACGUAGAACUACGUCCGACCCCGUUCCACGACGACUUCUUGGAGGUUAUGUCUGACAGCGGGCUGACAGCAGGCGGACGGAACGUGGUGCGGGAUUCCGGCGCCAACCAACAAGUGAGAAAUAACAACAGUUUCGCGCGCGGCAAAUAGAGCUGUGUUUGUGCUUUUUUCCUCUUUUUGUGAUACCACGUGAAAAGGGUAGAAAAAAAAGAAGGGCGCAUUCAGAAACGACGUAACGGUUUGAGAAAUUGUGAGAUAAAAGGAAGUUUGCACCAAAGUUAAUGUGUUUUUACUGUGAAAAAGUGUUGGUUACAGUUACAAGUUAAUAAAAGAGGAAAACUACUCACAAAAUAGUAAAAAAAAAUCGGAACCAACCAUCUGUCUGGCCAUCGAGAAUUCGGAAAACAGGGCAGGUGAAGGAUUAAUCGAGAGCAACGACGUUGGAGGCUGAAUUCGCCAACGAUAACCCACUCCAUCACGUGCACCGUGAGCCCGUUCAACCCGUUCGGCCCAACGGCUUCCGGCGCCCCACCAUCGCUGCCCGGCAGCUCCAACUGCCGCCGCCGCAACAUUGCCACCGGAGGCGGCACCAGCAGUAGCCGCCACCAUUCUGUCCGGUUCAACGUCCUGCACCUGCUACAGCUGCAUCGUCACCCGGGUGCACCGCGCAAGGGGAGGCCACGCCCGGGGCACGACCAUCCGGCGGACCACGACGCCCACUAGCCGGUCGGCGGUGCGCCGGAAGAAACGCCGAAGAAAAAAGUGACCGACCUCCAGAGAACCCUCCUUCCCCCUGUCCGUUUCCCCACUUUUCCCCGUUAGGGCGGUGGCACACACGCGAUGGGCCACUACCAGGUGGCACCACCGGCUAUCACCAAUACUAGCGAGCAACUGACUGUGCGGGUGCAUGUGUGAGUGGAGGCGCGCGCGCGCGCAACAGAACAAUAGCUGAACCAAAUGUGUAAAUAAGAAGAAACGUCAAAACGUCUGUGUUUUUUGUGAAGAGCGCAAAGAGCGAAAAGCGAAAAGCUCUCAUUCUCUCUCUCUUUCGGUUUCUCGGUGAAUGUUUUCAUUUCGUUCGUGUUAGUGUGUGGUAGUGUAACUGUUGUUCGUCGGAUGUGUGUUUGGCUGCACGUACACAAACGCACUAUUUUUGUUUUAAAGCAAACCGAUUAAGUCCAACGCGCGCGCGGUCAUGGAAGGAGCCCGUGACCGGCAGGUGGAAGCGCAGGGGAUCCGACGAGAAGCCGGCGGCCAAAAUCGGAAUUUCGGAGUAAAACGGGUAUUUUAACACAUUGUGUGUUGGUGGUCAACGCCAACGGCAAUUGUAAGCAGCAGGAGUCGUCAAAAUCGUAAAGAAAAUUAGGCGGUCACUUUAAAGUUAGUCGUACACAUACACACAAACAUACAUAACACACAUAUGUAAUACAUCUUCCCAUAAGCAUACUUAAACUCAUAUAUUAAAGAAAGCAUAUAACUUACGCACGCACCAGAAGUUGGCUGUUACUCUUGUUAGUGUUAGUGAAAGUCUAGUAUAUUCGUGUAAAGUAGUGAAAGAGAAGAGAAGAAAAAGUUGAGGUUAGUUAGGCGUAUGGGACCAGCAGCGAUCGUUCAGAACAACACCACCUAGCGGGAAAUAGCCCAAAACACCGUUUCAAAAUGGAUUACUCUAUGGUGGCCGUAGCCGGCAACAUCUCGCAGGAGGACUUCCUGGCCAUUGUGGGCGGAAACGCGUCCCUUGGCGGGGUCCUCCACGGCGGGUCCGCCACAAACACCCUGAAUGACACCCUCGGUGGAGUGCUGGCCACCGGCGGUGACAACCGGACGAUCUUCACCGGCUACCCGAGCGGGUACACGCUGCCCCACAUCAUUUUCGCUUCCAUCGUCGUAACCAUGCUGAUGAUCGUGAUCGUGGUCGGCAACAUGCUCGUGAUCAUCGCGAUCGCCACCGAAAAAGCGCUCAAAAACAUCCAAAACUGGUUCAUAGCAUCCCUCGCGGUCGCGGACUUCUUCCUCGGCCUGGUCAUCAUGCCGUUCUCGCUGGCCAACGAGCUGAUGGGCUACUGGAUCUUCGGCAACUGGUGGUGCGACAUCCACUCCGCCAUGGACGUGCUGCUCUGUACCUCGUCCAUCAUGAACCUGUGCCUGAUCUCGCUCGAUCGGUACUGGAGCAUCACGAAGGCGAUCGAGUAUCUGAAAACUCGGACCCCGGCCCGGGCCGCGUUCAUGAUCGCGGCGGUGUGGAUCAUGUCGGCGCUGGUGUGCAUACCGCCGCUGCUCGGCUGGAAGGCGCCCCGGCCGGAGGAGCACGUCGAGCUGCCGCAGUGUCAGCUGAGCCAGGACAUCGGGUACGUGCUGUACUCGGCCCUCGGGUCCUUUUACAUCCCGAGCUGCAUCAUGGUGUUUGUGUACAUCCGGAUUUACUUCGCCGCCAAGGCCCGGGCCCGCCGGGGGAUCCGGAAAAAGCCGCUCAAGCCGCCCAGCGCACAGGACACCAGCUUCACGCGCCCUGCCAACCCAAUGCCGUCGCUUCCCAGUGCCUCUUCCGUGUCGGGUGUCGCGUCCGUCGCCCCGACGGCGGCCACCGUCAACGGCCAGCAAACCGUCAACGCCAACAACAACAACAGCCUUGUGUCGAGCGCGAGCCAGCAGCAGAUCGCCACGAUAGAACCGCCACCGCGGGGCGGACCGAUGGCCAUUCCGACGGUGACGUGUGACUUUGCGUCGGACAUGUCGACGAGCGAGGCGGCCGACCACGACCACGCGGCCAUCAUCGCGGAGAUGAAGGACACGCUGAAGGUGGGGGCGGGCAAAAGCGGCGGGAUUACGUCGUUGCCGCUGCUUCGGGGGAACAACGGGACGGCGGCGGUGACGGCGGGCAGUUCGGUCAGUCCGGCCGGGCGGAACCGGGCCCUGUCGGUGGGCAUCGAGACGGACAUGGUGAGCGAGUUCGAUCCGUCCAGUUCGGAUUCCGGCGUAGUUAGUAGAUGUGCGGUGGUGAAACCGUUGAAGUUUAGGCUGUGUCAACCGAUCUUCGGCAAGCGGGCGGGCAAAGGUCGGAACAAGAACAAUAACGCGGCGGCACGGGGCAACUGUGCCGGCGGCGGUGGGCCAGGUAUGGCCAUGACCAACCAGCAGGCGGCGCUGUCCAUCUCGGCGAAGCAGAACGAUAGCGCGUGCAGCGGCGAGCUGGAACCGGCCCUGCCCAAGCCCAAACCACGCGAUCCGGAAAAGGAGAAGCGACGGAUCGCACGGAAAAAAGAGAAACGGGCCACCCUGAUCCUGGGCCUGAUCAUGGGCAGCUUCAUCGCCUGCUGGCUGCCCUUCUUCUUUCUGUACAUCCUCGUGCCGGUUUGCCCGACCUGCCAAAUACCGGACUUUGCCUUCUCGCUGGCCUUCUGGCUCGGCUACAUGAACUCCGCCCUCAACCCGGCCAUCUACACCAUCUUCAACAAGGACUUCCGGCGGGCCUUCCGGCGGAUCCUGUUCAAGUGAUGUUUAGCGUACGUGUGCUGCUACCGCUGCGUGUCCCGGAGCAUCGAAAAGGCGACGGAACGGGCGGUCAGCGGUGCACAGUUUGGCGGAGCGGGCUACCGGGGCGGGUACAUGCGAUAGCCGGGUGCCGCCGCUGCGGGGAAGAGGAGAAAGUAAUGAGCCCAGAAACCAAACCCACCAAUGAGAAGCGGGAGUUGCGCUGUGCUGAAGCAUACUGAAACACCAAUGGGAAAUGAGGGGCUUUUGGGAAGGGAGACGGAGAAUUCCGUAAUGGGGGAAAAUAAAACAGGGCGGUUCGUAGCGGAACCGUAGCGGAAAUAGACGAUCAGGUUGGUUAGAUGAAAUGGGAGGUAGUUGGGUCAGCUUGAUGGAUUAUAUGUCACUAUGAAGUGUUGCAGUUAUUUUUUUGAAGAUUCAGUUAUUCUUAUGAAAUUAUUUUUUCUAUGGCAGGUUCAAGUUUUUUUCUUAAAAAAAAAAACUUUAGAAAUGCAGAGUAGAUUUGCUAAUUCGAAAGUAACUGCAUUCGAAUGAGUGAAUCAAAAUUCGCUAAUUAAAACAACUAACAGCUGUCAAGCUCGGAAAUCUUCAGACAAUGGGAAACAUUACAAUGUCAGUUUGACAACUGGUUUUGACGUUUGAGUGUUUAUAAUUCGAAUACGUUAGAAUUAGCGAGCAUCCGAAGCAAACUUUGAAUUUACAAAUCCACUCUGUAGAAUUGAAACAGCAACAUACAAAACUUACUAUUAUCACCUAAACAAAACAUGUAUUUUUAAAGACAAUAGUAUUUUUGAAAUAUGACCGGAUUCAGAUUUUAUCAAACGGAACUUAUAAACUACAGAUUAUGCUUAGAAGAAUAAAAAUACUUUUGAAAAUAUUGGAAAUAAAACUAAUAAAUAUGGAAGCAUUGAAACCAAUGUUUUCAUUUUAAAAACAACUUCAAAAUCUAACUAAGAAACAAUUAAUGUUUGAAAUGGUGAAAAUUACAGAAACAUUACAGACAUUAGAAGAAAUUGCUUUGAAAAAUUAUAAAAAUCAUUUUAAAAUUUCUUCAAGCAGUUUUAUUUGAAAAAGUAGAAAAACAAACAAAAUUAUCUAUUUUUAGAGAAUGGAAGAAAAUAGAAAAAAUAAUAAAAAAAACAAUAGAAUUCUUUUAAAUAAGUUCGAACUGAUUUUUUCUCAAUAAACUAUUUAAAGAACUGCUCAAGUUUGAAAGAAUGAACAACUGUGGAAUUCAAAUACUGAAACAAGAAAAAAAUUAUUUAGAAAACUUUUAAUUUACAAGUUCGAGAAAUCAUGUUUGAAAAAAAAAUAAGUCAUAUUUUUUUUGUUAAUCCACGAAAAUGUUAAAAAAAACCAAUAAAAUAUUUUUAAAUAUUAUUUCCAAAUUUGCUCGAACUGUAAACAAUAUCUUGUUUUCCACUUUUGAACUUUUUCCUUUCGAUUAAUAAAGUAAAAAUAUAAACCUUUGAAUAAACAAAAAAAACUCAAAUGAAUAGAAACUCAAAAAUACCUAUAAUAAUACGAUACCAUAAAACUGAAAAUUUCAAAAAUUCAAUAUCUGCAUGAAUUACUUUUUUUGUGAAAAUAUCAAAAUAUGGUAUAUGUGAAAAUAAAUUUUAAAAAGCGAUAAUAAAAAGAAAUUUUGCAUUGUUUGACACCCACAUUGGAAAUUAAGAAUAUUUUAAUAUUUUCGGUAUUUUGUGAAAUUUAAAGAUAUUUACAAAAAAAUCUCGAAUAAAGUAAAAAUGAAAACAAAAUUUAGCAUCGUUUUAUAACCAAAGUGUUGUUGUUUUGAUAGUUUGGAUAUUUUAUUAAAAAAACUCUAACAGUGUGAAAUCAAAAUGCAAAUUUAAGAAUUUAACAAAAAAAAAAAUGCAAAAUGUAGAUUGGGUUGAUAGAUUGCGAUCUUUUUAAAAUUUGUAAUUUGAAUUAAUUAUUUAUAAUCAUCUCAAUAAAUGUUUUGAAAAUGAAAAUAUGAUUUUUAGCUAAUUUUAUAAUAAGUUAAUUAAAGUAAACUGAAAAUCUUUUCAUUGAUAGUAAAAAACAGAAAACCAAUUAUUGAAAAAAGAAGAAAUGAAAUUAUUGAACCAAUUCUGAAAAAUCAAUAUUAAAAUAGUAUUAAAAAUUAAAAAGUGAAGAGAAUUACAAUUUUCUUUACAGUCUCGGUAACAAUCAAUAAAAUCGGUGGGCAGUGAUUCAUUAAUGUAAAAGAUGUUAUAAAAACCAUAAUUUUUUGCAGAUUUUUAAUUUAAUUAUGUGUAUUCUUUCAAUAAAAUCCAUUAAACCGACCCAUCUCCCUCUCAAACCAAGGACUGCGAUACCAUUUUUCUAAACGUAGUAGCAAAAAGAAAACAAACCAAGACUAGUUAAACUCGCAAAUUUUAUACGAAAAAAUCACACACUCACACAAACCCACUAAAAAAAUCCCGAACAAACAACACCCCUUCUCACACAUUCAUCAACCCACUACUCACACAAACUGGGCCCUCUUGGUCGGCAAAAAAAGCACUCAAACACACGGAGGGGGGUCGCCUUCAUCCCACCUGCUCCUUGAAAUGAAGAAAAAGGACGAAGAAGAUGAAAACAGCAACAUUCAUUUUGGUAGCAUUUAAGGCGUGUUACUAAAAACAGUGUGCAAGAGGCAAGGAACAACAACAACAAAAACGAUAGCAUAAGCAAUAAUCAUUAAAUCUUCCGUUAAAUUUUUGAUUUAUGAUUUUAGUUUUUGUAAGGUUUUUUACGGGACUAUUGUACUAAUCUAUGGUAGGGGAGAAUUGAUUAAAAUUGUAAGAUGAAAAAAAUAUGAAAAAAAUACUAUAAGUAUGACUAGGUUACGUGGUUAAGGUCGAACCAAAAAUUGACAACAACAAAAUAAAACAAAACAAAAAACAAGUGUAAAAAUAAAACAAUCUAGAGACGGGUGAAUACCGGUAAAAUAAGUAAGCAGAUAGGAUUUUUACGAGCAAACAAAAGCGCGAACCUGGGGAUGGCGUUGGGGGGGUCACCCUGGUUGACUACGUGUGCUAGCCCCACCCUCUCUUGAUUCCAAAAUACGUGUCCACCAGGUGACCCCCACCCUCCCCUUGGGACGCCCCUGUGAAUAGCAAAAUUGUACAGAAACACACACAGACACACGGUCACAAAAUACACACACAAAGAAAAAAAAAUCACCGGAAUUACGGUACGUUUUAACCAAGCAAUAAUUCCACAAAGCUGAAGCGGAUUCGGUGUGGAGAUUUCAUCUCACCCCCUCCCCCACCCACUUUAAAACCAGUGUACAUAACACCUCCAAAAACGGUCAAACAUAUUGUUGAAAACGUAUAGUCUAUCAAAUGUUACUGUCACCAUUGUGUACAUUGAGCGCGAGUUAUUUUUCUUCCUGGUGAAUAGCGAUUCUUAUACAAAAACAAAAUACUGCAAAAAAGAAAGAAAAAGUAACAAAAAGUAAAUCUCUGUCUAUAGAACUAUAAUUUUUGAUAAAUUCUAGGUAAAUGUUACGAGCGAUGUGUGCGAAAAAGGAGAAUUUAUACCUUAUUAUGUCACGUACACAAUCACACACACACAAACUCACACUAUACGGUAAGGGAAGCUGGUGACCCUUGGUCAUAACACCUCCAAGGAACUUUGUCGUGAGGCUCUGAACUGCGAACUGGUGCUGUGAAUUUGGAUUUUUGGACAAUUGCAAAAAUCCCAGAACAUUUUCUGAAGAUUGUGGAUGGUGCCAUUCACUUUUUGAGCAAUGACUAUCAAUGACGUUUUCGAAUUCAGGGUUAAUAAAUUUAAACUGUAAAUUGAUUACGAUGUGUGAAGAAAUCAUGAAGAAAUCAAUUUCUUAUUGACGCUGUUUGAAUCAACAUUUUGACGUGUUGCUAGAAAAAAACGAGGCCGCCAAAUGGCCAAAUAAAAUUGUGAAGUAGAUUUAUUGAGAAAAAAUGAUAAAUUGUUAAAACCGUCAAGAAAAAUAGCGAGAAUAAAAACAAACCAAACAAAACAAAUAUUAAUAAUACAUAGAUUUUUGAUAAAAUAAAAAUUAUAUUUAUGUUCGAAAUACAAAAUUUUCCACAGCAUACCACUUAGAGCGUCCAAUUUCCCGGGGUUACAGAAUUCCCGGGAAACGGGAAAUUUUCAACAAAUUUCCCGGAAAAUCCCGGGAAUUCCCGGGAAAUUUAAAAUUUAACGAAAAUU
Messenger RNA from Culex quinquefasciatus (southern house mosquito), 8305 nucleotides. RefSeq names its product alpha-2Db adrenergic receptor (gene Octalpha2R). Gene Ontology annotation, biological process: adenylate cyclase-activating adrenergic receptor signaling pathway. Gene Ontology annotation, molecular function: G protein-coupled amine receptor activity. The transcript is spliced from 4 exons. The record is from RefSeq and is a predicted model, not a curated record. Gene Ontology annotation, cellular component: membrane. Lineage: Eukaryota; Metazoa; Arthropoda; Insecta; Diptera; Culicidae. Bases 2285 to 4120 code for a protein of 611 amino acids.